Molecule: messenger RNA, 1207 nt
Organism: Mytilinidion resinicola
Lineage: Eukaryota; Fungi; Ascomycota; Dothideomycetes; Mytilinidiales; Mytilinidiaceae
Exons: 2
Coding region: 224-958 (244 amino acids)
Source: RefSeq, a predicted model, not a curated record
CCUGGUCUUGCGUGUCUUCUUCUCCAUCCGUUGAUUCCUACAAGUCCGUUAUCGACGUGAUCUUAGACUGCCGUACGCGCAUCUUCCUGUCCCUCCUUGAGAUCACAUAUACCCCUUCUAUACCCCCGCCGCAUAUCUGGCCUCAUUUCUCUACCUAGAGCAUUUGUCCGCGCGCUUCUAGGCAGCACCACUUCCUCUCGGCACCUUUCUCACAACUAUCAACAUGCGAUUCUCAUCGUCGAUUGUUUUUGCGCUUCCUGCGCUUGCUCUUGCGCAGGAGCAAGUCCCGCUGGCGGAUAAGAUCAAGGGCUGGUUAAGCCAGGCGCAAUCUUUCGUCUCGUCUGCUGUGCCGUCAGUUCCAUCAUCACCUGUGGAUGCUGGCGCCGCAAAGGUCGCGGAACAUGUCGAGACCAGCCUGACCUUGGAAAACUGGCAAUCAGUGCUUUCUGCCGACCCUUCUGCUACCACUGCGGGGCCUGAGGACUUCAUGGUGUACAUCACUGGAGGCAACAAGACUUGCUACGGUGUCUGCGACCACGCUGACAAGGCAUGGAAUGAUUCCGUUGCUCUCCUCUCCGCCUCUCCUAGUGCACCGAAAUUUGCUGUUCUCAACUGUGAGAACGAGCCCAUUCUCUGCAACGCCUGGGCUGUCGGCCCUCCCUCGAUAUACUACAUCUCUAUCCCCCACGCGCUUGCAGAUCAGUCUGCCCCAGCCCCUCUCGCGUACUACAUUCCCCUCAACAGGACUUCUGUUACCGCCUCCGAGAUUACUGCGAUUUCCACCAAGGAGACUUACAAGACCAACGCACCAUAUGAGGGUAUCUGGCAUCCGUUCAGCGGAUUGAUCGCGCAGUAUCAGUUGGGCAUGCCGAUCGGUUACGUUCUUUGGGGCUUCUCCAAGAUGCCCUCGUGGCUUCCUAUGAUCCUUAUCAGCUUCUUCAGCAGGUCGUUCAUGUAAGACUUCAAAUUCAAAGCUCGCUUUGUGAAGAUUGCUAAUCCAAAAUCCAGGGGACGACGAGCGGCAGCUCCUCGAGGCGGCGCAGCUCCAGCGGCUGCAACCUAGGCAAUAGGGCCAUCGAUACCCUGGAGGUAACAUAGAUCGCAGCUAUUCAAUCUACGAUGCUUAUUUGAAUGCGCUGAAUGUUGAAUAAGGCUAUCGGCUCAGGUAGGUCGAAAAAGGGACGUUGGGUACGGGUGUUCAUGUCUG